Peromyscus maniculatus bairdii (prairie deer mouse) is the source of this 1407-nucleotide messenger RNA. The record is from RefSeq and is a predicted model, not a curated record. Lineage: Eukaryota; Metazoa; Chordata; Mammalia; Rodentia; Cricetidae.
CUGCCCGGCGCACUAGCCGGCUCGCGGGCGCUGCCAGUCUCCGGCGGCGGCGGUGUCCGGCGCGCGGCUGGGCGACAGGCAGACUAGGUUUUCUACUCACAAAAGACAAUGACUACUGAUGAAGGCAGCAGCGACAAUGGAGAAAACCCGGCCGCCGCCGUGGCUGAGCAGGGAGAAGACAUCACCACCAGGAAAGAUAGAGGAGUGCUAAAGAUUGUCAAAAGAGUGGGAACUAGUGAGGAAGCCCCAAUGAUUGGUGACAAAGUUUAUGUCCACUACAAAGGAAAAUUGUCCAAUGGAAAGAAGUUUGAUUCCACUUACGAUAGAAACGAGCCGUUUGUUUUUAACCUUGGCAAAGGCCAGGUUAUCAAGGCCUGGGACAUUGGGGUGGCUACCAUGAAGAAAGGAGAGAUCUGCCAGAUACUGUGUAAACCAGAAUAUGCUUAUGGCUCUGCUGGCAGCCUCCCGAAAAUUCCCUCGAACGCAUCUCUCUUUUUUGAGAUUGAACUCCUUGAUUUCAAAGGCGAGGACUUAUUUGAAGACUCGGGCAUCAUCCGUAGAAUCAAGCGGAAAGGAGAAGGCUACUCCAACCCGAAUGAAGGGGCGACGGUGGAGGUCCACCUGGAAGGCUGCUGUGGUGGAAGGCUGUUUGAUUGCAGAGAUGUGGUGUUCGUUGUUGGUGAAGGAGAAGACCACGACAUUCCAAUUGGAAUUGACAAAGCCCUGGAGAAGAUGCAGAGGGAAGAGCAGUGUGUUUUGUAUCUUGGACCACGAUACGGUUUUGGAGAGGCAGGGAAGCCUAAAUUUGGCAUUGAACCCAAUGCUGAACUGAUGUAUGAAGUUACCCUUAAGAGCUUCGAAAAGGCCAAAGAAUCCUGGGAGAUGGACACCAAAGAAAAACUGGAGCAGGCUGCCAUUGUCAAAGAGAAGGGGACUGUGUACUUCAAGGGAGGCAAGUACAUGCAGGCUGUGAUUCAGUACGGGAAGAUAGUGUCCUGGCUGGAGAUGGAGUACGGCCUGUCUGAGAAGGAGUCAAAAACCUCUGAAUCGUUCCUGCUUGCAGCCUUCCUCAACCUGGCCAUGUGCUACCUAAAGCUCAGAGAGUACAACAAAGCAGUGGAGUGCUGCGACAAGGCCCUUGGACUGGACAGUGCCAAUGAGAAGGGCUUGUACCGAAGGGGUGAAGCCCAGCUGCUCAUGAAUGAGUUUGAGUCGGCCAGAGGUGACUUUGAGAAGGUACUGGAGGUCAACCCUCAGAAUAAGGCCGCAAGACUGCAGAUCUCCGUGUGCCAGAAGAAGGCCAAGGAGCACAAUGAGCGGGACCGCAAGGUGUACGCCAACAUGUUCAAGAAGUUUGCAGAGCAGGACCUCACCAGGUUCAGCGAGAGGGCCCCACCCCAGUGCUAG